This is a messenger RNA of Nothobranchius furzeri (turquoise killifish), 5740 nucleotides long. It is a transcript of the gene strn4, whose product is annotated as striatin, calmodulin binding protein 4. Lineage: Eukaryota; Metazoa; Chordata; Actinopteri; Cyprinodontiformes; Nothobranchiidae. Gene Ontology annotation, cellular component: dendrite. Gene Ontology annotation, molecular function: protein-containing complex binding; armadillo repeat domain binding; calmodulin binding. The record is from RefSeq and is a predicted model, not a curated record.
AUUUUACUCUACUGUGUGAGAAAAGGAAGAAUAGAGGGUCGCUUUUGGGGAAGAACCGUGGGCUAGAAAGGGGAAGGGGGUUCUUUUUUAUUAUUAUUUUUGUUGAUCGGUCUUGCCCGUUUCCACCUCCUUGUACUGGCGAGAGGUUGAACGUUUAAAAUGGAGGCGGACAGAUCCGGCGGCGGACCAAACCCGAACUCCGGAGGCGGUGGCGGCAGCAGCAGCGGAGCGGGGCGCAACCCAAACGGGCCGAAAGCAGCACCGGGCCAGACGACAUCAUCCGCCGCGGCUGGUCCGAUGGCAGCAGUAGCUGCGGCAGCGGCAGCAGCCGUGGCGGCUCCCGGGUCUGUGCAACCUCGGGAGGCACAGGACGGGGACUCCUCGGGUAUGACGCUUCCCGGGAUCCUGCACUUCAUCCAGUACGAAUGGGGACGUUUCCAGGCCGAGAAAUACCGCUGGGAGGCUGAGAGGGACGAACUCAGGGCUCAGGUGGCAUUCCUACAGAGUGAACGGAAAGGGCAGGAGAACAUGAAACAGGACCUGGUGAGGCGGAUCAAAAUGCUGGAGUAUGCCCUCAAACAGGAAAGGGCAAAGCACCAGAAACUGAAGACAGGAAAUGACCAGAGUCCUGGAGAAAAGAAGCCAGAGAUGGAGGCAGAGCAGCUUCUCAAUGGACCAGCUGAGACAGACUCUGAGCCAGCCAAUCAGAUGUCCUGGAAGGAGGGACGUCAGUUACUACGCAAAUAUCUGGAGGAGGUCGGCUACUCAGAUACCAUCUUGGACAUGCGCUCCAAACGUGUGCGCUCCCUGCUGGGUCGGAGCAGCCCGGAGACGAACGGGCCUCCGCCCGGCGACAGCUGUCAGGAGCCAGAGCCACGAGCAGCUGGAGAGUCCUUGCUGGUCCGGCAAAUAGAGGAGCAAAUCAAAAGGAAUGCCGGCAAAGAAAGCUCCAAGGAACACGUGGGAAGCUCUGUGCUGGAUAAGAUCCCCUUCCUUCAUGGCUGCGAGGACGACGAUGAGGACGACAGCGACGAGGAAGAGGACUUCCAAGGCAUAGCCACCGACUGCAUCGAUGGUCCACGCAAAAGCAAAAAGUCCCGCGUAAAGAUGAGCUCAGAACCCAUGACCACAGAUCUGGACCACGAGGACGAGGAGGACGAGGACGACUCGGAGGACGCCCUCAGUGAAUUUGACUUUCUUGGCUCGGGGGAGGAUGGGGAGGGGGCGGGAGAGGCCCGGAUCUCGGGGGAUGGACGGGAGUUAGAGAACCGCAGGAACAAGCUACAAGGCAUAAUGUCGGACUUCCCUCCUAAACCUUCUCCGCCCCCGGCUGUAUCGGGACAGGCUCGCUCCGGGGAAGGUGGUGCUCUUGGAUUCUCCUCUGACGUCUUCAUCAUGGAUGCUGUCGGAGGAGGGGACAUGAACCUCGGGGAACUGGCUGAUCUCACCGUCGCCAAUGACAACGACCUCUCCAUAGAUAUGCAGGACAACAGAGAGGAUUUCAAGAAGACAUGGAACCCUCGUUUCACACUACGCAGCCACUUUGACGCUAUCCGGGCUUUGACCUUUCACCCCAGCCAAGCAGUUCUGCUCACCGCGUCUGAGGAUGGCACGCUAAAACUGUGGAACCUCAACAAGGCCAUGCACUCUAAAAAGAAUGCAGCUUUGGACGUUGAGCCCAUCUACACGUUUAGGGCUCACAGUGGAUCUGUUUUGUCCCUGACCACGAGUGAGGAUGGAGAGUCCUGCUUCAGCGGAGGCUUAGAUGGAACUGUCAGAUGUUGGAAGAUGCCCGACCUCAAUGUAGAUCCCUACGAUAACUACGAUCCAGGUGUCCAGAGCAGUGUGUUAGAAGGCCACGAGGACAGCGUUUGGGGUCUGACGUACUCGGCUGUUCACCAUCGCCUCGCUUCGUGCUCGGCCGAUGCCACGAUUCGCAUCUGGGACCCUCAGAACUCGUCUCCCUGCGUGUCGGUCUUCAAUAAGGAGAAAGAACACGGAACGCCCACCUCAGUGGCCUUUGUGACCUCUGACCCAAACCAGGUGGUGGUCUCGUUCGACAGCGGUGAGACGCUGCUGUACGACCUCAACACGGAGCAGAGCGUCACGGCCCUGGAGACGCAGUCCAAAGACGGCAGCGAGCUGAUCAACCGUGUGGUCAGUCACCCAACAGAACCCGUCUCCAUCACUGCACACGAGAACCGCACCAUCCGCUUCCUGGACAACAAGACAGGUAAAGCUGUCCACUCUAUGGUGGCUCAUUUAGACGCCGUCACCUGUCUCACCACAGACCCUAAAGGCACUUACCUCGUCUCUGGCAGCCACGACUGCUCGGUGCGUCUGUGGAUGCUGGACAACAGGACAUGCGUGCAGGAAAUCACCGCCCACAGGAAGAAGCACGACGAGGCCAUUCAUGACGUUGCCUUCCACCCCUCACAGCCCUUCAUCGCCAGCGCCGGCGCAGACGCACUUGCCAAGAUUUUUGUGUGACAGCAGUACUGCUGUGAUUUUGUGUCCUGCAUCUUCAACUGGGCCAAAAGAGACUGAAGACGACACUGCAAACAUUUCAUCUACUCACUGCUCACCCACGCCCACACACACACACUUGUCCUGCACCCCACUGGAUGGGUCAUCACCACAGGACGCCCCCACCCUCCCAUCGUUUCCUCGCUGUUCUCUGAUGCCUCAGUGACUUCUUGAACUACCGACCAUAUCCUCUACUGCUUCUUUAAAAGUAACUUUCAAACCAUGGCUGCUCAGUUUCCAAGUCAUCAUAUUUGGAGAAACACUUUUUCUACACGACGCUGUUCUGUUCUGCUUUCCUCUCCACAUCCUGCCAACGGUUUUUACUAAGCACCUUGUGUAUAUGCUCGCACGCUGCAGCUGCUGACACACUACUCGUAUUUCACACCACGCACAAAUGCACCGCCACAUUAGGUCUCCUGUAGUUGGAGGAUGAGACACGCUCACAGGCACCAUCAGAAACGGUCCCCGGUGUGGACAGGAGACACCUGAUCCCGUCUCCUCACUGGGAACGGGUGUGUGGCACUCCAAAGACUCCAGGCAGACGGUGUGUGUCAUCAUAUGUUCAGUUGGAGAAUGUUGAACUCAUUAAUGAGGAGAUGGAUGCUAACCGGUGUCGGAACAAAUAGCUUUAAUUCUUUAAUGUAUUUUGUUUUGGUGUAAGACAUUUUAACCUACGUCAGAGUAGCAUCCCCCGUGGUUCUGCGCCUUUGUGUGUGUGUGUGUGUGUGUGUGUGUGUGUGAGAGAUUAAAUAUCACCUUUCUGUAUGAGAUAACAUAACACGUGAUCCACACCGCAUUAACCAUCGGAUGUCACUACAGCUGUGAGUUGGGUCUUUUUACUGUACAUAUGUGUGUGUGUGUGUGUGUGUGUGUGUGUGUGUGUGUGUGUGUGUGUGUGUGUGUGUGUGUGUGUGUGUGUGUGUGUGUGUGUGUGUGUGUGUGUGUGUGUGUGUGUGUGUGUGUGUGUGUGUGUGUGUGUGUGUGUGUGUGUGUGUGUGUGUGUGUAAAUGCACUAAAACCAUGGUGCUAUAGAAGACCUUGAGUCAGAAUCAGGGAACUGUUUUGUGUCUCUACUUACGGCCACACGCUUAAACCACGUCUGACACUACAGCUUAAGCUGCUGAGUCGUCUCUGCGACCGUCGGCACGUUUCAGGUUUACCAAUCGCUGUUGAUGUUCGGACCAAAGGAACGAGAGGAAUGUAGACAUUGAUUGUUUCAGACAGGAGUUUUCCUGAAGCUGAUGGUGAAGAAGGAUCCCUUCAGUUUGUGGCUGAUGGUCAGUUGUUGCUUGUUCGUUCAGGCGUUUAGAAAAGCUCGACAUCGUUGUUGUCAUUAAAUCGAUGUUCCCUCUAGCAGAACAGGCCAGGGCACUAACGGCACAGAGAUGCUCAUACUGAGAAAAACAAAAAGCAAAAAUGAGUUUCUCCAAAGACAGUAUUGACACAAGAUGUGAGGAAGUUUUCACCGGAUCCAUCUGACUGAACAAAUCCUGGGAAAACCUCAAGAGUUCCUCCUGAGACUCCUUUCCCACUAAACCCUACUUACCAAUAUCUGCUGUCUCAUUUAAACAAGAAAACAGAAUUCCUAAACCUUCUUGUUGUUAAAAACAUCUGGAAAAUCUAAUAUUCUCCGGCUACACUAAGAGUGAGAUUCCCAAACGUAAGCUUCAGACCCACUAAAUAACUGGCAGACCAUAAUGUCGAUACAUUUCAUCAUUUUUUAUUGUUUUUAAAUUAUUUUAGUAAUUAUGGCAAAAAUCCACUACUAGCAAUCAUUUAUUUGCUUUUACUUGGAUUUUUUAUUUCAUUUAAGCGUUCACCGACCCUCGGAGGGAUCCUGCGUUUGGAGCCACUGCUCUGAACAGGCCAGACCUCCUGAGGCACUGGGAGAACUACCAGGACAUGUGUUUAGUUAGAAUAACCCCAAAAGAUGGGAUUCAUUAAAAAGUUUUUUUUUAAUGAUCUGAAAUCGGAGGCUAAAGUAGCCCGGAGGUCAAACAGUCCUAGCAACACUAAUGUUAAUGAUCCUCUAAAUAUUUGUUGUCCAAACAGGGUGUUCUAUGAAUGUGUGAGGUUAGAAAACGUGUCGCUGCUGUUGCUUUGACAUAAAUCUAAAGAAGGAAAAAAAGUGCCACUUUGUUAUUGUACUGCAGCAGGUCCGGAUGUCCUGUUGUCUUGUUUAACUACUAUUCAGCUCCACGUUGCACUACACGUAGUUUAGGAGUGAACAGACAGGGUGCAGAGGUAGCGAAGUGGAAACACGACAGUGGAGUAGCGCACAUUUAAAGAGAGAUUUUGGCCUUUUUAUUGUGUUUCUGUGUAAAAGAAAAGGUUUUUCAUACAAUGCUGCCAUAAGCGCUGAAUGACAGGAACAGUUUGAAAAUGACAGCUAUCAGUUUUGGUUUUGGACUAGCUGUUAGCAUAUCAAUCCUGUGAACCCUACUGCUUGAACUGCUGGAGUCUAGACUCGGUAGGAUGGUCAUUAUUUAUCAUUUUUACACAGAAACACCAGGAAUUGGCCGAAAAAUCCUUUUAAACAUUAAUAGUUUGAAACGAGCUGAUGCUUAUUUUUUCUCUCCACUAUGAACUAACACGUUCCCUCGCUGAGAAAAAAAAAAGAAAUUGAAAAAAGACAAAUCAGUGUGAGGCAUCAAGAAAAGAAAUCCAAACCGUGAUUUGUAAAUGAUGAGUAGCGUUGCCAUUACGUGCUGUAAAUGUCUCUCAUUUCCUUGUUUAUUUUCUUGCAUCGCUUUUCUUUAAUUACCAAUAUAAUUAAUGAGAUUUAAGAAUAUCGUAGUACCAUAAGUGAAUCAUUCUUCCUUGCUAGGCAUAGAACAAACUUGUGAAUGAUGACAAUGUAAAACAUGUUUUAAAAAAAAGCAAAACGGUUAAAAACAUGAAAAACAAUAAAAACAAAAUAAAAAUAAUCUGUUACCAGUCAGAGGCCAAGGUAAAGGACUCUCAUUUCUUUGUGUUUUUAUUUUUUUAUUAGCAAUUUAUCACUGUGUGAUAUUUUGUACAUCAUAUAAAGCUGUAUUCAAACUAUUUCCUCUAACUACAAGGGAUAAGAGACCUGCUUUUGGAUUAAUUUGUCUUAUAUAUUUUUGAACUGCAUUCUGGCUUGUAUUAAAUGAUUUUUUUGCUUUGUUUACGGGUCACUUGUGUAUGUCAUUAAGGAAGAAAAGAUCAAGAAAAUAAAGAUUUUGUACAGUGA